UAUAAGAGCGCUCCCGCCACGGUCACACUGACUAACAAAAAGUUGUUCGACUUGAACGAACGCGCAUUUCGUGGGAAUUUAACUUGGUGAUAAUUUAAAGGCGAAGACGGUACAGUGAAGCAACAUCAAGAUGGACUGCGGCACGUCUAUGGUCAAAUACAUCCUCUUCAUAUUCAACACCAUUGUGUCGAUUAUCGGCAUCUUGAGCAUUGUUUAUGGCGUGCUGAUUCUGAAAAGCAUCGGUACAAUCGAAGUUAAUGGACAAGUGGGCUUCCCGCCACAGGCUCUCAUGCCGAUCAUUCUUAUCAGCUUGGGCUCGAUUGUGGUCUUCAUUUCAUUCCUGGGAUGCUGCGGUGCCAUUCGCGAAUCCGUCUGCAUGACCAUGAGCUAUGCCGUCUUCUUGCUGAUCCUGCUGAUCCUGCAGCUGACGCUCGUUAUUCUGCUGUUUACCAACAAGGAGAAGUUUGAGAACGCAAUGGGAAAAGUUAUCGAGAAUGCAUGGAUGGCAGACUCUACUCAUAAGGAUGGUGUCUUCGAUACCAUUCAGAAAUCGUUGCACUGCUGCGGAUCAAGCUCUGCUCUGGACUAUGUUGCCAAGGGAGAACUGCUGCCCUCCAGUUGUUGCAGCGGCUCGUGCCUGAACCCGGCCAACUACUACCCGGGAUGCCGUGGAAAGUUCAUCGAAUUAAUGACCGCUGGAUCUGAGAACGCUAAAUAUGUGGGCAUCGGCCUCAUCGGAGUGGAGCUGAUCGGCUUCAUCUUUGCCUGUUGCCUGGCCAACAAUGUGCGUAACUACAAGCGCCGGAACGCCUACUAAGCCAUAGGUGCAUCCAUCAACCACAUCUAGAGGCACACUCACAUCCAGUAGCACACACUCCUCACAUUCUCAUUAACUUUUACAGUCGUUGAACGCACUUACACAAAGGGAUACAAUAACACCUUGAAAUAAGCCAUUUAAGUGGAUAUUUGUUACGGAAAAAACAAGAAGAAGCUUAGUUUAAGGCGAUAUGAAACGCUUACAUUUUUGAUAUCCUACGUAUUUCUGGUAAAAUUCGUUUUGUACCUAACGAUCGAACGAGCAGACAAAGCUAUUUCCAAAGCCUUUGUACAAACGUUUUACUUAUAAAACCGAAUCCCCACAGAUUAACAACAUAAACACGUUAAUAAUGAUAUAUUUGUUUAAAACUAAGGAUAUAAUCUAUAAACUGUUGAGAGCCCCAAUGCGAAAAGAAAUAUAAAUUUGUAAUAAACAUAUGUAUAUACUGGUAUAUAUGUUUGUAAGUACAUUGUUCAUUCGAUUCAUAUUUGUAAGGAGAAUCUCCGGGAAAGAUUUCAGUUUGAAAAUAGCGUCAACAAUCGAGAGCUCGAAUUGCAUAAGAAAUUUAUGAAUAAAGCAUUUACUAUGUA
Drosophila sechellia is the source of this 1407-nucleotide messenger RNA. It is a transcript of the gene Tsp42Ee, whose product is annotated as Tetraspanin 42Ee. Bases 131 to 817 code for a protein of 228 amino acids. NCBI's taxonomy places the organism in Eukaryota, Metazoa, Arthropoda, Insecta, Diptera, Drosophilidae. The transcript is spliced from 5 exons. Gene Ontology annotation, cellular component: plasma membrane. The record is from RefSeq and is a predicted model, not a curated record.